CAAGAUGGCGGCUGUCAAUAGUGAAACGUCAAACGACGUUGCUUGUUUACAUUCGAGUUUAUAAAAAUAGAAAUAAUAUUUCUCUCAAGAAUACAAAUAAUCCGCCGUUAAAAUGGAUAAGAUUUUGGCUCUACAAAAUGAAGAGCAACAAGACGAGAUCCGUUUUAAAGAGACGGUAAAGCACCGCGAUCUUAUUCUGAAACGGAGAACGCAAAUCGAAACGCUCGAGAAGAAAAUCGGUCAAUUACAGAGGGAAAUUAAAGUCGAGGAGCCGAAAAUGUUCGAGAUGGAGACGGAGAUCGAAUUGUUACAAACGGAAAUUGAUUCGAUUACGAACGAUAUCAGGCGAAAGAUGGCCGGUGUGCUGCGAAAUGAGGAAAAACUUAAAAGUGCCAAAGAAUCAUUUAAAAAGCUUUUAAGAGCAGCAAUCGAAAAAAACAAGGAAAUCCACAGCACAUAUCAACCAACAAACAAUUUGAAUCCAAAACCAAUAAACUCAGAAACCAAUGAAGCAGAAAUCCGUGUGUGGGUCUUAAAAGGCAAAAUUGAGGCGAACAAAAUUAUUCUGGAAUACCAAAAAAGGAAAAUCGAAGAAAUGGCUGAAAUAGCCAGGAGAAUCGGGACACCGUUUAUCGAACAUCAAGAAACUGAAUCUCCUAAUUAUAAAUAAAACUCUUAGACUUA
This is a messenger RNA of Anthonomus grandis grandis, 684 nucleotides long. RefSeq lists its product as uncharacterized. Lineage: Eukaryota; Metazoa; Arthropoda; Insecta; Coleoptera; Curculionidae. The record is from RefSeq and is a predicted model, not a curated record. The coding region runs from base 113 to 670 and encodes 185 amino acids. The transcript has 2 exons.